AUGCCGUCCGAGCUCAGGGACAAGAACAACGAGCCCAUCAACGUGGGCGACCAUGUUUUUGCUCGCGCUCGCGGAGGCAUCCAUGAGGGAGACGUGGAGAAGAUCGUGACCUCAAAGGAGGAUGCCGAAAAGGAAGGAGUGAAGCACCCGCCCAAAGUGCUGUACACCGAUCAACACGGCCAUCAUGUGCAGCACAACCCUGGAGUGCUGCAGCAUGGCGAGUACAAAAAGUGA
Messenger RNA from Thermothelomyces thermophilus ATCC 42464, 234 nucleotides. RefSeq lists its product as uncharacterized. The record is from RefSeq and is a predicted model, not a curated record. NCBI's taxonomy places the organism in Eukaryota, Fungi, Ascomycota, Sordariomycetes, Sordariales, Chaetomiaceae. The transcript is spliced from 2 exons. The coding region runs from base 1 to 234 and encodes 77 amino acids.